CUUCUUAUAAUGAAGUCGUUUACGUAUUUGCUUUUUACAUUAAUUUUUGGCUCACAUUUGCUCCUGGCGCUGAGCUAUGACUGUUCAGAUGCAAAGGUAAAUCGUGGCGAAAAAUUCCAAAUACUGGGUGAAUGUCGCCAGUAUACUUGUAUAGGACAUGAAUCCUUUGUUGCCUUGGUCUGCCCCGAUGUAGCCAAUUGUAAUAAAGAGCCGGAUAUAACCAAACUAUAUCCUCAAUGUUGUCCAAGAUGCUAAAAAUCAAGUUGAUUAUUAUAAGCAUCACUUUGGAUGAUAAAUAUUCAACGGCAAUAUAAAUAAAUCAAAUGUCUGUUUACAA
This is a messenger RNA of Drosophila sulfurigaster albostrigata, 337 nucleotides long. RefSeq lists its product as uncharacterized. The record is from RefSeq and is a predicted model, not a curated record. NCBI's taxonomy places the organism in Eukaryota, Metazoa, Arthropoda, Insecta, Diptera, Drosophilidae. The transcript is spliced from 4 exons. The coding region runs from base 10 to 255 and encodes 81 amino acids.